GCCGUUAUUGCGUUGUUAGGGAAGUAGAAUUCCAUUCCGUGUUCCAUUUUGUAGUAUUUACUUUUACUAUAAUAGUUGCUGUAACGACGAUGCCUGUUGGUAUUUAAACUUAGUAUUUAUUUAAAUAAAAAUCAGUAAAAAGUAAAAUGGGGAGCAAUAAUAGUAAAUCGCACGACACAGCUGCUGCUAGCCAAAAAAACGAAACCGGCAAGGACAUUGGCGGCAAUCCUGAUCCUCGUUCGCCAACGCCAGAAAUAACUCGGACUCCAUUACAGAAUAAACCGGGAUCGAAACAUCACAUUACUAAAAAUAUGGAUUUAAGAAAGGCCUUAGAAAAUGACAAGAGUGAAAGAAAGCUUAUUCAUAACAACCCUAUUCUAUCAGCAGUUAUAAAGAACCAUUUGCAAUCAUUUGACCCAAGGUCCCCAACUCAAGAAUUUAAUAGAACACCUAUUGUUAUUACAUCAAAAACAAGUGAAGCAAGGGUGGAACAAACAUUUGAUGUUAAUUACUGUGGUAGUCCCACUCUGGAUAACACUACACUUGAUUCUAGUAACAUUCAAAUAUCACCAGCAUGUCCUGAACUUGUACCUAAAAACCUCUAUAAUGAAUUCUACGACCUGAGUCUUAGUGAUAGUUUAAAUAAUGAAGAACCACUUGGUUCCUCAACUGCAUCUAACGAGGUGUUGGAAAAUAAUAUUUCUCAUGGGUCACCUAAACUAACUCAGCUACUGGAAACAAAUUUUGAUUGUAAUGAAAAUGGUAUAAUCAAAAUCAGUGAAAUGGAUGAAACUGAUGGUAUCACAAAGAAAAAUGAAACAUUAUUUAGUCUGCUUAACCCAGAAAUAAGCAAUGUUCCAAUAUUUAAAUUACUUAAUGAUGACCCUCGAUCACCUUCCUUUGGCAUUGACCGAACCCCCAUUGUAGUUUCAAAACAUGAAGAACCUUGUAUUGAAGAAAAUGUGGAAGAGAUGUCUAAUGAACUGCUUAUUAAAGUAUUAGAAAAUUCCAAUUCAGAGAUUAAACAUAUUAUAAAUGCAGAAAACAAUUCUGAAGGUAUUCCUAUUUAUGAGGACAUAGGUAACAAUUCAAAUGAUACACCAAAAAAAUCAAAAUCUGCCAGCAAUGAUGGUUCAAGAACACCAUUAUCAUGUAUGAAGAAUAAACCUGAACCAAGUCAUGGCAGAUCAAAGUCUGCUAACACUUUGUUUGACCCUAAAGCUAAAAAAGGAUUGUCCCAAAUACGAAAACAUGUUUCUCAUAUUCCAAGGCUAAAAUCCUUAACAAAACCAAAUGGUCUUUCAUUGGGCAGCAGUAUUUCACUUAAAAAUUCUACUAUGAAUGGAGACUGUGAGAACACACCACCACAUUCACAUCGUGAUAAAUGGGACAAAGAAAGUAGUAUUGUCCUUUAAUUUUUAUAAUCUUACUGUGUAAUUUUAAUAAUUAGCUAAUUUUGUUGUACCAAGUGUUAAAAUGUUAUUUUCAUGUAUGAAGAAUAUCAUAUCUCAAAAUAAAAGCUAUAAUAUGUGGGUACAACAAAUUUUCUAGCAUAGAAAAAAGGAAUUGAUAAAAUUGUGUUCAUUUAAUUUGGACUAAGACAUUUAUUAUCAUUAUUUGAUAUGAAUAAAAUGUAACCGACUA
Messenger RNA from Pieris brassicae (large cabbage white), 1644 nucleotides. RefSeq lists its product as uncharacterized. Lineage: Eukaryota; Metazoa; Arthropoda; Insecta; Lepidoptera; Pieridae. The transcript has 2 exons. Bases 147 to 1415 code for a protein of 422 amino acids. The record is from RefSeq and is a predicted model, not a curated record.